Molecule: messenger RNA, 2862 nt
Organism: Styela clava
Lineage: Eukaryota; Metazoa; Chordata; Ascidiacea; Stolidobranchia; Styelidae
Source: RefSeq, a predicted model, not a curated record
AUGACAACUAUAUCUAAACCAACAAUAAUGUUUUGUCCUGAAUCUAGCAAUGUGGCAAUAGAAUGUGCAAGUGGAACGUACACAAACCAAACUGGGCAAGCUUCAUGCAAAAGUUGUCCUGCAGGAUAUGAAUGUAAAAGUCCAUCUUCGGGAAGCAACAUAGACACUUCACCUUCACCCUGUCCUACUGGAACCUAUUCAAUAGAAGGAGGAGGUUCUUGUAUAACUUGUGCUGCAGGAUAUUAUGCUUCAUCUACAGCUAGUUCUGCAUGCCUGCAAUGCCCAGCUGGAAGCCAAUGCUCUGAUUCAUCCAAGACUCCAGUUCCAUGUAACAAAGGUACAUUUUCAACAUCUGGCUCCAUAGAAUGCAUAGCAUGUCCAGAAGGCUUUUACAGCAAUAAUACAGGCACAGCUGGCAACUGCACAAUAUGCCCACCAGGACACAGCUGUGAGAAUGCUGCAAACGAUCCACAACCUUGCAUGGCAGGACUGUAUUCCAAAGGCGGACAAAAUUUAUGUACAAACUGUCUAACAGGAUAUUACACUGAUGUAACAGGCUCAGAAAGUUGUAUCGCUUGUCCUCCAGGUUCUAGUUGUGCUAAUACUAAUCUCUUUCCGACCCCUUGUCAAAAAGGUACUUAUUCUCCUGGCUAUCUCACUACAUGUCUCACAUGUCCAGAAGGAUAUUAUGCUAAUACAGAAAACAGCAUGGAGUGUACAAUUUGUACUGAAGGAUACAGCUGUGGAAAUUCAUCUUUAGAGCCGCAGAUUUGCCCAAAGGGGUCGUAUUCACUAAAAGGAAGUUUGUCAUGCUCUUUAUGCCUUGCCGGUUACUAUUCCAACGUAGAUGGAGCAGUGAAAUGUACUCUAUGUCCCAGUGGUAGUAAAUGUGAAAACAAUGGCACCACAGACCCUGUUUUGUGCCUUGCUGGGAGCUACUCAAUAGAAGGCUCCAGUGUUUGCGAAAAUUGUCCAAACGGCUAUUUUGCAAACAAUACCGGGGCUGGAAAUUGUGAUAUUUGCCCCUCAGGGCACAGAUGUCUGAACAGUGCUGACACACCAAUAGAAUGCGAAUCUGGACACUUUUCAACCUCUGGUGACACCGUGUGUACAAAAUGUUGCGAAGGUUAUUAUACAUCAUCCACUAAAUCAAAAAAUUGCACUAUAUGUCCUGAAGGGUAUAGAUGUUCAGACCCCAAAGCUGAACCUGUACUUUGCCCUAAGGGAACAACUUCUAAGCAAGGAGCUACUGAAUGUACAGCUUGUCUUUCUGGCUAUUAUACUAAUUCAACAAAUGGAUGCUUGCCAUGUCCAGCAGGAUAUUCAUGUGCUGACCCAACUCAAAAUCCUAUUCCUUGUCUAGCUGGCACUUUCAGUACUGGUUUGGCCACCUCGUGCACAUCAUGUACUAAAGGAUAUUACACCACAUCUACACUGUCCACUGAAUGUGUAGAAUGCCCAGUAGGUCACUAUUGUGCAAAUUCAAAUGUAGAGCCUGUGAAAUGCCCCAUUGGGACGUUUUCUACAUCAGCAAGAAUACAAUGUACUAACUGUAAUGAAGGUUACUACGCAAGCACUGAAGGCUCUAACAACUGUACUUUAUGUCCUCAGGGGUACAGUUGUGAAAAUGUGUCUCAAAACCCGGAAAUUUGUCCUAAAGGCAGUGUAUCAGAUUCUGGAGCUAUUAUAUGUACCUCAUGUCUUUCUGGGUAUUACACUAAUACAACAUCAAGUCAAAAUGAGUGUCUACCUUGCCCUAGUGGUCACAAAUGUAUAGAUUCAACUUCAGACCCAAUACCCUGUGAUGUAGGAAAAUACUCAAAAAAUCUGGCGACCCAAUGUACUGAUUGUGCUACAGGACACUAUGCAGACUCAACUGCUUCAAGCUCAUGUACUAUAUGUCCAGCUGGUUACUCUUGCCUUAACCCCUCACAGUCGCCAGUUUUUUGCUCAGCUGGUACCUACAGUUUGAGAGGCGCAACUGCAUGUACUAACUGCCCUUCGGGAUUCUAUUCAAAUGAAACCGCACAAUCACAAUGCAAGGAAUGUCCAGCGGGUUAUUCUUGUCUAAGUGCAGGUGGUGAACCAGAAGCAUGUCAGCCUGGGACAGUCAGUUCUGCUCGUUCUACAGACUGUCGAUAUUGUAUCUCUGGUUCAACAUACAACCAUCUUGCUGCUCAAUCAGCCUGCUUACCUUGCCCUGCAUCUGGUUUCAACUGCACUGAUCCGGCUGUUGAACCUUUCAUUGAGUCUUGCCCACUUGGUCACUACUUAGCUAGUGAGACUGCCGGAUGUAGAGAGUGUUCACCUGGUACCUUUGCUAACAACUCGACAGCUGCAUGUUUUGAUUGUCCUGCUGGAUAUCAAUGCCCAGGUUAUGCUACAUCCGAACCAACUGCCUGUGAACCUGGAACAUAUAGUUUGUCCAAGUCAUCAAAUUGUACUGUUUGUUUGGAUGGCUACUAUCAAGAGAAUGGAAUACAAUCUGAAUGUGAUCUAUGUCCUGCUGGCCAUAAUUGCCAGAAUAAAUCUUCAUCGCCUGUCCAAUGUCUGCCUGGAUCUUAUGCCACUGAAGGGUCUCUUGUCUGUCACACUUGCCAAAAUGGAACCUAUCAAAACCAACCUGGACAAUCCACAUGCAUCACUUGUACAGUAGGCCAUCAAUGUCCAUCACCAGGCAUUGUUGAUCCUAUAAUAUGCAGCAGAGGUAGUUAUGCUAUUGCUGGAUCUCAUGUCUGCACAACAUGCCCUGAAGGUUAUUUUGCUUCAAGUGAAGGCCUGGAAACCUAUCUGCCUUGCGGGUCACUCAUGUCCAUCACCUACAGAUGCUCCUACACCAUGCCAACCUGGCACUUACUCUGA